Prionailurus viverrinus (fishing cat) is the source of this 1568-nucleotide messenger RNA. It is a transcript of the gene CALCR, whose product is annotated as calcitonin receptor. Lineage: Eukaryota; Metazoa; Chordata; Mammalia; Carnivora; Felidae. Gene Ontology annotation, cellular component: axon; plasma membrane. The transcript has 12 exons. The record is from RefSeq and is a predicted model, not a curated record. The coding region runs from base 117 to 1568 and encodes 483 amino acids. Gene Ontology annotation, biological process: positive regulation of cytosolic calcium ion concentration; adenylate cyclase-activating G protein-coupled receptor signaling pathway; cell surface receptor signaling pathway. Gene Ontology annotation, molecular function: amylin receptor activity; calcitonin receptor activity.
CUGAAAGACAAGAAAAAGAAAUUGACUGUAGUCAGUAUUAAACCUAUAUUAAUGUAAAUGUCUUUGUUACUUUUAUAUUUUUCUAGGACUUAGAAGAUCAUCUUCAAAAACCAAAAAUGAAGUUCACACUGACCCGCCGGUGCUUGGUACUCUUCAUCUUCCUAAAUCACCCAACCCCAAUUCUUCCUGCCACUUCAAAUGACACCUAUCCUCCAAAUAUGAAGUCCGAGCCAUUUCUCUACGUCCUAGGACGUAAGAAAAUGACGGAUGCGCAGUACAAAUGCUAUGACCGCAUGCAGCAGUUACCCCCAUACCAAGGAGAAGGUCCGUAUUGCAACCGUACCUGGGAUGGAUGGCUGUGCUGGGAUGAUACACCGGCUGGAGUACUGUCCCAUCAAUACUGCCCAGAUUAUUUUCCAGACUUUGAUCCAUCAGAAAAGGUUACAAAAUACUGUGAUGAGAAAGGGGUUUGGUAUAAACAUCCUGAGAACAAUCGAACCUGGUCCAACUAUACUAUGUGUAAUGCUUUCACUCCUGAGAAACUGAAGAACGCAUAUGUCCUGUACUACUUGGCUAUUGUGGGUCAUUCUUUGUCGAUUUUCACCUUGGUGAUUUCGCUGGGGAUUUUCGUGUUUUUCAAGAACCUUGGCUGCCAAAGGGUAACUCUGCACAAGAACAUGUUUCUGACUUAUAUUCUGAAUUCUAUGAUUAUCAUCAUCCACCUGGUUGAAGUAGUACCCAAUGGAGAGCUUGUGAGAAGGGACCCGCUGAGCUGCAAGAUUUUGCACUUUUUUCACCAGUACAUGAUGGCAUGCAACUACUUCUGGAUGCUCUGUGAGGGAAUCUACCUGCACACACUCAUCGUGGUGGCUGUGUUCACUGAGGAGCAACACCUGCGUUGGUAUUAUCUCUUGGGCUGGGGGUUCCCACUGGUGCCGACCACUAUCCAUGCUAUUACUCGGGCGCUGUACUUCAAUGACAACUGCUGGCUGAGUGUGGAAACCCAUUUGCUUUACAUCAUCCACGGCCCCGUCAUGGCAGCACUGGUGGUCAAUUUCUUCUUCCUGCUCAACAUUGUCCGUGUGCUUGUGAGCAAACUGAGGGAAACCCAAGAGGCGGAAUCGCAUAUGUACCUGAAGGCUGUGAGGGCCACCCUGAUCCUGGUGCCCCUGCUGGGAAUCCAGUUUGUCGUCUUUCCCUGGAGGCCAUCCAACAAGAUGCUUGGGAAGAUCUAUGAUUACCUGAUGCACUCUCUGAUCCAUUUCCAGGGAUUCUUCGUUGCCGUGAUUUACUGCUUCUGCAACAACGAGGUCCAAACCACCGUGAAGCGCCACUGGGCCCAAUUCAAAACCCAGUGGGAUCAGCGCUGGGGGAGCAGGAACCCCCGCCGCUCUGCUGCCAACGCUGCAGCCGCUGCUGCAGCCGCUGCCGCAGCCGCAGCUGAAGCCGGAGACAUCCCGGUUUACAUCUGCCAUCAGGAGCCGAGGAACGAAGCCGCCAACAACCUGGGCGAGGAGGGUGCGGAGGUCAUCGCUUUGGAGAUCAUUGAGCAAGAGUCAUCCGCUUGA